AUGGUCGACCAAGAUCUAUGUGAUGCUGUGGCCCUUGUAGGACCUGCACGUCAUCGCGUGCCAUUCAUUCGGGCGCCUUUGGCAGCUAUCUCCAAGCCACUGAAGGCUGCCUUGUAUGGUGAUUUUCUGGAAGGCCACACGCGUGAACUCAUUCUGGAAGAUGUGACCCUUGAUGCCUUCGACGUGAUGAUGCGGAGUGCAUAUCAUUUGGAACCUGAACUUACUCCCCGCAGGGCCCUAUAUGCCUUCACAGCUGCAAGGCUGUACAUGAUUGAUGACUUGCAAAAGUAUUGCCUUGGGUACUUGCAACAUACGGAAAACUUGGACUGCACAACAAGUUUGCAAUUACUUACAGAGUCCUUGAAAUUUUCCCUCGAUUUGCCUCUGGAAAUACGGCACCUGUUUUGUAGAAAGAUUUUGGCCGGAAGUUCGUGCGUUAUUGAGUCUCCCUUCUUUCUUGAAAGCCACAGUUCCAUCAUCGCCAGUUUGAUUAAGUUGGAUGAGUUCUAUGUCUAUGAAGAACGGCUUUGGGACCGAUUGAUGGAGUGGUCUGCUGCAGCUGUUCAGAAACCAGAGCUGCUGGGACCAUUUGCAGAUGUGACUUCAUAUGCUGCGCAGAAACGUGCAAAAUCCACCACUCAUGACAACAGUAUCGGCCCGAGUGAAGUAGCACUUCAAGAGGCAGUGUUCCGUCUAAUGUUGCCGCACAUCCGCUUCACCCAACUGUCCAAGCACUUCUUCAUUGACAAGGUGAGAAAGCAUUUGGAUCGCGAGCAAAGUGACGCUGUCAUGGAUUAUUUCUUGGUCGGCCGCCACCCGCAAGGUGUGUUCCCCAAAGCCCGGUUUAGUUUGCAAUGCUUACAGCAGCAUGGCCGGGGGGGAGAGCUGCUGAUGCACAGGAUGAACAAAGUGACAGGAGGCAUAGGGGAGAGCCAGUACAUUCUUGACAUGGGAGGUCGAGUAGAGGUCACUGCAGUGUGUGUUGAUUUUUGUUUGCCGGGCAGGGGUGAAUCGCUGACAUGGCUUGUUUCUGUGGCAGGCACCAAGUCCGAAAAAAACACAGUCGAACAAGGCAGAGGUGGAAGAAGUACCAUCCGGGUUCUUUUUGAAAACGUGUGCAGCGAGUUGAUCUUGGAGUUUUCUUCAAGGUCAGACUUCUUCGUGCAAAGCAUCUAUGUCCAUGGUAAGAGGAUGUUCCCAGAGCUAGAACGUGCCAACGAGGUGGUGCGGCAAUUGUCCCAGGCGGGCGUCAAAGCUCGAGCCAGACGUGGUAAGAAGUCCAAAGCCAAGGCGACGCUUUUCCUCGCUUGGGACUUGGAGGAAAAGAUGGAGGAAAAUCCCACCCCUGCGCCUGCGAAGGAAGAGACGAAGGUGAAGCCAGAACCAUUAGGCAAUAUUCUGGGGAGAGGAGGAGGCAGCACCCAGGCGCGUUUUUUUCCUUUGAAGGGACUGAUCAGAGCAGAUUCCACUCCAGCAGUUCCAGCGGCAAAUCGUUCGGCAGAGCUUCUCCAGGACAAGACGACGCGGGAUGCAUUGCUGCAGGCAUUGAACUCUGUGCCAGCACCCGGUGCCAACGACAUCCCGGUGGUUCCUCCCAGUGAUCCGGAGAUCCAUCGCUUAGUGAGUCAAGGGCGAUCACUGCUGCAAGUCGAUGGGAAGAAGGCGGUGGUGCUCUUGCGUUUGGCUGCGCGGAAGGGCUAUUUGCCUGCCUACUUGCUCCUGGCAGAACACGCGCAGAGCUCGCAAGAUGACACGCUUCUCAUUGAGAGUUUAUGUGCGCUUUUUACCUCGCCAGAUGUGCAUAAGCAGUUGCCGAAGAAUGUCUUGAACACCAUCGUGAUGCAACUCACUGCAGUCUUGCGCGAUCCCAAGAACCGACGGGAGGCGGAAGCGCAUGCUGCCGAUAUCGAUGCCAUCGCAAAAGACUGGCCAAUUAUGCACAUGCUGAAGUUUCCACCAGGUGAAAGUAAGUCAAAAACCAGCACAGCAAAGCAGCAGGCAGCGUCCAAGUCCCAGCCGAAGGCGGUGUCCCAGGACUUCCAGAAGAUCAAAAGCGCCAUGGCCUCGACGGCCUCGACUCCUCCGGUCAAGGCUCCGGAGGCGCUGAUCACAGAGAUUCCCUCGCCGCUGAGUGGCAGCUGUAAGCGCAAAGAAGUAGGUUUUCAAACCACGCCAGGCAGCUGUGGAAAAUGUUGGGAACAACAUGGUGAUUUAAUGGUGACUAUCUGGGAUUUUAAUAUAUUUAAUGAGAUUUUACUAAAUUAA
Molecule: messenger RNA, 2265 nt
Organism: Cladocopium goreaui
Lineage: Eukaryota; Dinophyceae; Suessiales; Symbiodiniaceae
Source: the annotation of a GenBank genome assembly